Catharus ustulatus (Swainson's thrush) is the source of this 4023-nucleotide messenger RNA. It is a transcript of the gene NPC1L1, whose product is annotated as NPC1 like intracellular cholesterol transporter 1. The transcript is spliced from 21 exons. The coding region runs from base 1 to 4023 and encodes 1340 amino acids. Gene Ontology annotation, cellular component: membrane. NCBI's taxonomy places the organism in Eukaryota, Metazoa, Chordata, Aves, Passeriformes, Turdidae. The record is from RefSeq and is a predicted model, not a curated record.
AUGGCCGGGACCCUGGCACUGCCUGCGGCCCUCCUGGCCGCGCUCCUGGCGCUGGGACUGGGGGGUGGCAGAGCGGAGGGGACACCGCUGUGGUGCCCCCGGGUGACAUUUGGGUGUUGUUUGGAGGUGGCACAGCUAUGGGGACACCUCCUCAGUGCCACUCAACCCCUCAAGUGCCGCGGCCGUGCCACCACCCCUCCCCACCCGCAGGCCCGCCCGUCGCUGACCCCCAGACACGAGCCCGGCGUCUGCGCCUUCUACGGCGACUGCGGCAAGAACCCCGAGCUGAACGGCCCGCGGCCCUCGGGGGUGCCCUGCCUGUCCAACACGCCCGCCCCGGUGGCCUCGGCGCUGGUUCUGUCCCUGCUGCGCUCCGUGUGCCCCGAGCUGGUGCAGGAGAACGGGACCACGCGCGUGUGCUGCAGCCUGCAGCAGCUGAUCUCGCUGCAGCUCAGCGUGGGGCUGUCGAGCACGGUGCUGGCGCGGUGCCCCUCCUGCUCCCGCAACUUCGCCAACCUCUACUGCCACAACAUCUGCAGCCCCGACCAGAGCCUGUUCACCAACGUCACCCGCGUCUCCGAGAACAAGACCGACACCGGUGACGUCCCCGUGCUCGAGUACCAGCUCUUCUACCGGGACCGCUACGCCGAGGCCGCCUUCGCCUCGUGCCGGAACGUGCGGCUGCCGGCCACGGGCGGCUACGCCAUCGCCACCAUGUGCGGCAGCUACGGCGCCGAGCUGUGCACGGCCCAGCGCUGGCUGGACUUCCAGGGCAACAAGGACAACGGGCUGGCACCGCUGCAGAUCGACUUCCACCUGCUGCCCAACGGCUCCGAGCCCGGCGAGGGCAUCACCCCGCUGGACCCGCCCGUGUGGAGCUGUGACCAAGCGCCGAGCGCGGAGCAGGAGCCGUGCUCGUGUCAGGAUUGUCCCCGUUCCUGCGCGCCCCUGGUGCCGCCCUCGGGGCCGCCGCCGCCGUUCCGCAUCGGAAACGCCGAUGGAGUGCUGGUCAUCUGCGCCGUGCUGUUCGCCGCGCUCGCCCUGCUCUUCCUGGUGGCCCUGCUGUGCCGCGGGGGCUCCAGCGCCCUGGAGCGCGCGUUCCGCUGGUGGGGCACCGCGGUGGCCACGCGGCCCGUGGUCGUGCUGCUGGUGGCGCUGGUGGUGGCCGGCGGGCUCUCGGUCGGGCUGAUGACCCUGCGGCUCACCACGGACCCCGUGGAGCUGUGGUCAGCGCCGGGCAGCCGCGCCAGGCAGGAGAAGGCGUUCCACGACCGCCACUUCGGGCCCUUCAUGCGCACCAACCAAGUGAUCGUGACCGCGCCGGGACGCGCCGGGCGCACCUACGAGUCGGUGGUGCUGGGGACGAAGAAUUUCAGCGGUGUGCUGGCCGAGGACGUGCUGCAGGCGCUGCUGGAGCUGCAGGAGACGCUGUCGGCCACCACGGCGUGGGCGCCGGGCUCGGGCAGGAACGUGAGCCUGCAGGAUGUGUGCUACGCGCCCCUGAACCCCACCAAGCCCAGCGUGGCCGACUGCGCCGUGAACAGCGUCACGCAGUACUUCCAGAACAACCGCAGCAACCUGGAGCUCACCGCCUGGCAGGACGGCAAGAACCCGGGCACCGUGGACUGGCACGACCACCUCAUCUACUGCGUCAGCUCCCCGCUCUCCUUCAACGACAUCACAGCGCUGGAGCUGAGCUGCAUGGCCGAGUACGGCGGGCCCGUGUUCCCCUACAUCGCCCUGGGCGGCUACCCCGAGUCCGAGUACACGGAGGCCGAGGCGCUCAUUGUCACCUACUCGCUCAACAACUUCGAGGCCGGGGACCCGCGCCUCGAGUGGGUGCUGAGCUGGGAGCGCGAGUUCCUCCGCGUGGUGCGCGACUUCCAGCGCCGGCACGGCCACAACCUCUCGGUCACCUUCAUGGCCGAGCGCUCUCUGGAGGAUGAGAUCAACCGCACGAGCGGGGAGGACAUCCCGGUGUUCGCCACCAGUUACCUGCUGGUGUUCGCCUACAUCGCGCUGGCCCUGGGCGAGUACACGGCCUGGCGGCGGGUCCUGGUGGAGUCCAAGGUGACGCUGGCGCUCGGGGGCAUCGUGGUGGUGCUGGGGGCCGUGCUGGCCUCCAUGGGGCUGCUGGCGCUGCUGGGGCUGCCCUCGUCCCUCAUCAUCAUCGAGGUCGUGCCCUUCCUCGUGCUGGCCGUGGGCGCCGACAACAUCUUCAUCUUCGUGCAGGAGCUGCAGCAGUCGCAGCGGGAGCCGGGCGAGACGCGGGAGCAGCACAUGGGGCGGGUGCUGGCACAGGUGGCACCCAGCAUGCUGCUCUGCAGCAUCUCCGAGGCCGUCUGCUUCCUGCUGGGUGCCCUCUCCUCCAUGCCCGCCGUGCGCACCUUCGCCCUCACGGCCUCGCUCGCCAUCGCCUUCGAUUUCCUGCUGCAAAUGUCGGGGUUCGUGGCGCUGGUGGCGCUGGACUACCGGCGACAGGAGGCCGGGCGCUUUGACCUCUGCUGCUGCUGCGGGACGGACAAGGGGCGCCCGACCGGGGGCGGGGCGGGGCUGCUGCGCCCCUUCCUGCAGCGCUACUACACCCCCGUGCUGCUGCACCGCCUCGUGCGGCCCGUCGUGGUGCUGCUGUUCCUGUUCCUGGCCUGCGCCGGGCUCUUCCUGCUGUUCCAGGUGUCCGUGGGGCUGGACCAGGAGCUGGCCCUGCCCGAGGACUCGUACAUGCUCCAGUACUUCUCAGCUCUGAACCAGUACCUGGCCGUGGGUGUCCCCACCUACUUUGUCACCACGAGCGGCUACAACUUCUCCUCGACCAACGGCACCAACGCCAUCUGCUCCAGCUCGGGCUGUGACAACGACUCUCUCACCCAGACCAUCCAGCUGGCCACGGAGUUCGCCAACGUGUCCUACCUGGCCAUCCCGGCCAACUCGUGGGUGGACGAUUUCCUGGACUGGCUGAAACCCAUCACUGGCUGCUGCCGCAUCCACCAGUCUGGGGAGCACCAGGGCGAGUUCUGCUCCUCCACCAACACCGACAAGGAAUCGAACUGCACGAGCUGCCUGAACAGAACGCGGCGCCCCACGCCCGAGGAGUUCGAGCGCUUCCUGCCCUGGUUCCUGCAGGACCGGCCCACGGUGCAGUGCGCCAAGGGUGGCUUGGGCGCCUACGACACCUCUGUGGUCAUGGACGCCAACGGCACCAUCCUGGCGUCGCGGUUCAUGGCGUACCAGCGGCCGCUCCGCACGUCGCAGGAGUACACAGCCGCGCUGCGCGCCGCCCGCGCCCUGGCCGAGCACGUCACCCCCACCCUGCGCGCCGUGCCCGGCACCGACCCCGCCUUCCGCGUCUUCCCCUACACGGUGACGUACGUGUACUACGAGCAGUACCUGACGGUGGUGUACGAGGGGCUGGUGACGCUGGCGCUGUGCCUGGUGCCCACCUUCGCCGUGUCCUUCCUGCUGCUGGGCAUGGACGUGCGCUCCAGCCUGGCCACGCUGCUGACCAUCGCCAUGGUGCUGCUGGACACCGUGGGCUUCAUGGCGCUCUGGGACGUGCCCUACAACGCCGUGGCGCUCAUCAACCUCGUGGCGGCCGUGGGCAUCUCGGUGGAGUUCGUGUCCCACAUCACCUGCGCCUUCGCCCGCAGCUGCCAGUCCACGCGGGUGGCACGAGCCACCGAGGCCACUGUCACCAUGGGCAGCAAGGUGGUGGCGGGCGUGGCCAUGACCAACCUGCCGGGCGUGGUGGUGCUGGCGUUCGCCAAGGCGCGGCUCGUCCAGAUCUUCUUCUUCCGCCUCAACCUCAUCAUCACCCUGGUGGGGCUGGCACACGGCCUGGUCUUCCUGCCCGUGCUGCUCAGCUACAUCGGGCCCAGGCCGCGGCUGCCAGCGGGGCAGGACACGCCGGGGGAUGUGGGGCUGGGCCUCGGCAACCCCGGCUUCAAGGACACGGACAUGGACACGGACACGGACAAGGACAAGGACAAGGACAAGGGUUUAUUCCCAGCCCUACAGGACUUGUAG